Molecule: messenger RNA, 1374 nt
Organism: Alternaria arbusti
Lineage: Eukaryota; Fungi; Ascomycota; Dothideomycetes; Pleosporales; Pleosporaceae
Exons: 1
Coding region: 1-1374 (457 amino acids)
Molecular function (GO): FAD binding
Source: RefSeq, a predicted model, not a curated record
AUGGCUACAUCUAAGUUUCUUCCUCACGAGGGAGGCAAGCGGAAAAUCCGAGUCGCAAUCAUUGGGGCAGGCCUCUCUGGGCUUACUGUCGCCAAUGGUUUGAUGAGAGACCCGGCUGGGAGAUUUGAUGUUCAGGUCUUCGAACGAGACACGGCUACAUUCGGCUCGGAGCGUGGCGGGUAUCAGCUCCGCAUCAGCCGCAAUGGCCUGGAUGCUCUGAAGACAGUAUCCGAUGCUGAACUUUGGGCCGCCAUCCGCGAGGUCUGGACCGAGGAUCACGAAAGGGCGCCUACGGUUGUUGAUCCUGUUCGUUUCGACGCUGCCCUGCGCCUAGACACUCAUAAGUGGUAUCCCAAGAGUCGGUCAUUGUCCAGAAUCGGGCUGCGCCGUGCGCUCCUGCAGCCGAUGAUCGUCCAAGGGCGGGUUCAAUUUAACCAUUACUUUAAGCGUUUUGAUAUCCUGUCGAAUGAAGGGGGUGUGCAGCUGCAUUUCGACGGCCAGGAUCCACAGGAUGCCGACAUUCUCAUCGCCGCAGACGGCAGCGGCAGCCAGGUCAACCGGCAGGUUGGCCUUAAUAACAAAGUCAAGCUCCAGAGCCAGAUGCUGUUCCAAUCUCGCGGCCGUGUUUCAAAAUCUGCUUGGGCUGAAUUGCCCGAGUCGCUCACUAAAUACGGCCCAGUGUUGUUCUUGGGCGGCAAGAAUGCUUUUGGGUAUGCCUCAAUUUACAACGACCACGACGCCAGCACCGACGGUCAACCGUCCUGGACACUAUACUGGUCCAUCCUCGUUGCUAGAACUCCUGGAGAAGAGUUGAUAGUGAAGGCCGGCUCAGAUCGUCAGAAGAUCAUUCCUAACCUGGUCGAUUACGUUCGAAAUGAGCUGGGCUAUGGUGAACCCAUGGAGCGCAUCCUCAAAACGGCGACUGAAUACGUCCGGACAGGAAUUGUGACCAGCUCUGUCAAGCCGGAGACGGAUUGGCGAAACGGCGACAAGAAGAACGCGCGAGUUAUCAUCCUCGGUGAUGCCAUGCAUCCCAUGCCGCCGAGUCGAGGCAUGGGUGCAAACCAAGCAAUCACUGAUGCCGGCAACCUCGUCGAUUACUUUCGCCAGACUACUUUCAAGCAGGAUGUGCCGUCUGAUGACGAGCUUGCCGCUUUAGUACACGUAUUCGAUGAAGAGAUGUACAAGCGUACAUUCAACAUGGUGAAGACCAGCGAGGACGUAACUGCGCUGGACCUGAAGACGGUGAAAGGAAGGAUGAUUAUCGCCUUUGUCAGCAUGGUUAUGACCGCUGUGGGAUGGGUUUGUGCCGGCUUAGAGGCUGUUGGCUUGAGAUCCCCUCAAAAGCUAGACUAUUUUUCGCUAGAAAAGUAG